This is a messenger RNA of Puccinia graminis f. sp. tritici CRL 75-36-700-3, 881 nucleotides long. RefSeq lists its product as uncharacterized. NCBI's taxonomy places the organism in Eukaryota, Fungi, Basidiomycota, Pucciniomycetes, Pucciniales, Pucciniaceae. The record is from RefSeq and is a predicted model, not a curated record. The transcript has 7 exons. Bases 1 to 516 code for a protein of 171 amino acids.
AUGUUACAUAGAAUAGCAUUCCUGGUCAGAUUCCUUUCAAAAGGAAAUCUAAAACUUCAGCAUCUGCCAAUCAACCUAGGAGAUAAUCAACAAAGUCUUUGGGAUAAAGACAUAAAAAAUGGCAAACGAGCAGAGAAGGAGAGCUUUGCAGGAGUGGCUCAUCUAUUAAAACCCAGCGAGCCACCACCACCACCCCCCCAGACUCAAACAGCCCACUCCCCAGGCCAAGUAGCCUUUCUCUCAAGAGUCCAACCCAGCUCACAUCAGCCAUCGUUCGGGCUCUGCCAGCUGCUUGCCGGUCUUACUCAUCCUCCGAUAGACAAGCCAUCGCUUUCCGAUCGAAGGUCCUUCCGACUGAUUCCUACAUAUUUACAUAUUGAUUCUCCAAUCGCGAGCCAUGAUUUAUCUGUCUUAAUAAAAUAUAUCCAUACAUCCACCCUUCCGCUCUCGACAUUUGCACCCGGCGUGAUCCAUAUAUGCGCCGCUGCUGUAUCCAUACUGCCCUGUACGGCCUGACGAGCAUCCCAUAUACAUCCACCUCCGUCUUAAGUGCUUUCUGCAACACCCCAUCGAAUGGUGUAGAAAAACCUUUUUACAUACUUGGCUGCGUCCACCACCACCCUUGCCGGACUCCCAAUCAUCCUCCAUCAUCAUCAUCAUCAUCAUCAUCAUUAUCAGGCUGAAUUGUUUUUAAUAGUAUUCUCUACAAUUGAGACCAUACAGGCUCUACUCCUUAAAAUAACCAAGUCUGAUUGAUCAAGAGCUUGAAGGUUUCUUCAAACCUCAACGAUCAAAAGAGAUUCUUGUUUUCUUCCGAAUCUCGUCAUCAGCUGUCAAUUGGUGUCGUCUUGUGUCAUCUCUUCCGCCGGUUCUACUAGUAC